AUGGUGGGGUGCUGUAAUGGGCUGGUCUGUUUUCUCCAGAAACAAAGUUUUUUCUUGUGGAAUCCGGCCACUGGAAUCUCCAACAAAUUACCGGAAAUAGUGAUAGAGAAUGGAGAUAGAACCUCGUCCGUUUACAAAUAUGGGUUCGGUUGGGAUGAAUCGAAUGGUGCAUACAAGGUGUUUGCCGUUUUUGCUAGCAGACUUCACGAGAGUAUGUGCAAAGUUUAUAGCUCGAAGACAAAUUCAUGGAAGACAGUAGAGGAUUGGGAGGAUGAUAACGUAUAUGGUGAGGGGCAGUUCGCUAGUGGAAAGCUUCAUUGGCAUUAUUGGGAGAAGAAUGGUGGAAUGAAUAUUGUUACAUUUGAUUUGAAGAGUGAGGAGUUUGGAAAGAUGGAGGUGCCAUGUCCAUGUGAUUCAUGGGUGAGGUUGGGCGUGCUCGAGGGUCGCCUUUGUGUAGUCACUUAUAAUAAAACACACUUUGAUGCGUGGGUUAUGAAAGAGGAUUCUUGGGUGAAAGUGAUGGAUGUUCUUGUCUAUGAACCUUAUCAAAGUUACCUACUCUUUCCAACUGUUUUCAAAUGCCUAGAGGUAAAGAUUGGGCUAAUCCGUGGAUCGGUUAUAUCGGUUCAAAAUCUUAAUCUUGUAAAAGAGGAUGUGCUUCCUCUGUUCAACAUAAUCACAAGUUCCUUAGCAGCGAAUAUCUACGUUGAAAGUUUAGUCUCCCCGGUCUUUCGCAAAAAGGUUUGA
Molecule: messenger RNA, 747 nt
Organism: Salvia miltiorrhiza (redroot sage)
Lineage: Eukaryota; Viridiplantae; Streptophyta; Magnoliopsida; Lamiales; Lamiaceae
Product: F-box/kelch-repeat protein At3g23880-like
Exons: 1
Coding region: 1-747 (248 amino acids)
Source: RefSeq, a predicted model, not a curated record